AUGCCGUCAUCUUUCACCGCUUACAUAAGCACAGUGGAGGGUCCCACGGUUUUGGGCUUAAGAGUCCAGUGCAGUGCUGAAGUGAGAGUGGGCGGCAGGCGGGCGCCGGUGCACGGGCGCCGGGCGGAGGAUGUACCGGGCGCGGCGGGCGGCUCCCCGCGGCCGCCCCCGCGCCCCGGGCGCCGGACCUUAGUGCUGGCGGAGGAGGCGGCGCGCGUGGGGCGGCCGGGCGGCGGCGGUGGCGGCGGCGGGGCCCGUGCCGUCAAGCCGUGGCUGAGCGGCGGCCGGCGGCGGCGGCGGCGGGGACAGACGCGCGAGGCCCCGCGGGAGCCGCCGCCGCCCGCGCAGCCCCAGCGGGAGCCGCCGCCGGCCGCGGCUCCCACCGCGGUCCCCGCGCCCCCCGCGCCCUCCGCGCCACCGCCGCCGCGGGCCCGAGAGAGCGCCGAGCUGCCGCUGCCCGCUGGCUGGGAGGAGGCGCGCGACUACGACGGCCGUGUCUUUUACAUAGACCACAACACGCGCCAGACAUCGUGGAUCGACCCGCGCGACCGGUUAACAAAGCCAUUGACCUUUGCUGAUUGUGUUGGAGAUGAACUUCCUUUAGGAUGGGAAACUGUAUAUGAUAAACAAGUUGGAAUUUAUUACAUGGACCACAUAAAAAAGCUUACCCAGAUUGAGGACCCCAGAGACCAAUGGAGACGAGAGCAGGAACGGAUGCUGAAGGAGUACUUAAUUGUAGCCCAGGAGGCUCUCAAUGCCAAGAAAGAAAUCUACCAGAUUAAGCAGCAGCGGUUCAAGCUGGCUCAGGAGGAAUAUCAGCAGCUGCACAAAAUGUGUGAGGACGACACCUGCUCCUAUGCUAGCUGUGAGUUGCCUGGCUCCUCCAGUGAGCACGCACGACUUUAAGAGACAUCUCUGCUAGGUUAUCUGCAAAGCCCGAACUUCACUCUGGAGAGGCAGCUUCAUAAAGUUUCUAAUCACACACAGACAGGGGAUCAGCCUUCCACAUGGGAAUCGAUGGUCAUUCACUACCAUCCUUUAGCAAAUAUUUAUCAGGUUCCCACCUUGUGCCCAAGCACAGUGAUAUGGUGGAGCCUAACAGAGGAGAGGUCCCUGCCCUCAGGGAGCGUCCGAGCAGCUGGGGAAGGGAGGACAUAAACAAGCACAUUUCAGGUCAUGACACAAAACAAUCUUCUCAAUUUUUAAGUUUAUUGUUAUUAAACUGUAGUGCUUUAAAGUAUUUUAGUUUUAGAUGUACAACAUAGUGAUUCAAAAUUUAUAUAGAUUAAAUUGAGUUAAGUUACUACAAAAUAAUGGCUGUAUUUCCUAUGCUGUACAGUAUAGCCUUGUAGCUUGUUUAUUAUAUACCUAGCAGUUUGUAUCUCUUAAUAUUCUACCCCUAUCUUGCCUGUGCCUCCUGUCUCCCCCAGGUAACUACUAUUUGUUUAUUAUUUGUAGCUGCAAGUCUGUUUCUGUUUUGUUACAUUCACUAGCUUGUUUUAUUUUUAGAUUCCACACACAAGUGAUAAAAUACAGUAUUUGUCUUUCUGCAUCUGAUUUUUGUCAGUAAGCAUAAUAGCCUCUAGGUCCAUCCACACUGUUGCAAAUGGCAAAAUUUCAUUCUUUCUUAUGGUUGAGAAGCAUUCCCUUGUAUUUACAUGUAUCUUUUUCAUCCCUUCAUCUGUUGAUGAACACUUAAGUUGCCCCAUAUCUUGAUGACGGUAAAUAGUGAUGUUAUGAAUGUUGGGAUGUAUGUGCUUAUUCAACUUAGUGUCUGUUCUUUCCCCUUCCCUCCCUUCCUUCCUCCCUUUCUUCCUUCCUCUCUCCCUCUUUCUCUCUCUCUCUCCCUCUCUUUCUUUCUCCUUCCUUCCUUCCCUUCCCUUUCCCUUUCUUUUUUUCCCUGAACAAACAUCCCUAGAAGGGGACAUGCUGGAUCAUAUGGUAUUGCUAUUCUUAGUUUUAUGAGACCCUCCAUACUGUUUCCACAAAGCCUGAAUCAGCUUACAUUCCCACCGAUGAUCCACAAGGAUUCCUUUUUGUCCACACUCUCUCCAGGGUUUAUCAUUUGUGGACUUUUUAACGAUGGCCAUUCUGUCUGGUGUGAGGUGAUACCUCGCUGUGGUUUUGACUUGCAUUUCUCCAAUAAUUGGCGAUGGCAGAUGUCUUUUCAUGUGCCUGUUGAUCUUCUUUGGAGAGAUGUCUGUUUAGAUCUUGUGACCGAAUUUUGCUUGGGUUGUUUGUUUUUUUGUUAUUAUAUGAACUGUUUAUGUAUUUUGGAUACUAACCACUUGUCAGCCACAUCAUUUGCAAACAUUUUCUCCCUUUCUGUUGAUUGUCUUUUGGUUUUGUUGAUGAUUUCCCUUGUUGUGCAAAAGCUCAUAAGUUUGAGUAGGUCCCAUUUGUUUAUUUUUGCUUUUAUUUCCACUGCCUUAGCAGAUAACAUCCAGAAAAAAAUACCGCUACGAUUUGUGUCAGCGUGUUCUUCCUGUGUUUCCUUCUAGGAGUUUUAUGAUAUCUGGGCUUCCAUUUAGGUCUUUAAUCCAUUUUCAGUGUAUUCUUGGACACAGUUUUAGAGAAUGUUCUAGUUUCUUUCUUUCUUUUUUUUUUUUUUUUACGUGUAGCUGCCCAGUUUUCCCUGUACCACUAGUUGAGGAGACUGUCUCUUUUCAGUUGCACGUUCUUGCCUCUUUUGUUAUGGAUUAAUUGACUGUAAGUGUGGGGGCUUAUUUCUGGGCUCUCUGUUCUGUUCCAUUGAUCUAUGUGUUUGUUUUUGAGCCAGUACCAUGCUGCUUUGAUUACUGUAGCUUGUCGUAUUGUAUGAAGUCAGGGAGUAAGAUACUUCCAUCUUUGUUCUUUUUUUUCCCUCAAGAUUGCUGUGGAAACUUGGGGUCUUUUCUGGUUCCACAUAAACUUUAGGAUUAUUUGUUCUAGUUCUGUGAAAAAUGUCCCGAAUAUCUUGAUAGACUUUGCUUUAAAUGUGUAGAUUGCUUUGGGUAGUGUGGCCAUUUUAAUAAUAUUAAUUCUUCCCAUGCAAGGACUUGGGACAUCUUUCCAUUUCUUUGCAUCAUGCUUAAUUCAUCAGAGUUCUGUAGUUUUCAGAGUAUAGGUCUUUCACCUUCUCAGUUAAAUAUAUUCUUAGAUAUUGAAUUCUUCUUGAUGCAGUUUUAAACAGGAUUGUUUUCUUGCUUUCUUUUCCUGGCAUUUCAUUAUUAGUGUAUAGAAAAGCAAGAGAUUUCUGUAUAAUUAACCUUAUACUCUGCAGUCUUGCUGAAUUAACUUAUUCUAAUAGUUUUUUGUAUGGAGUUUCUGGAGUCCUCUCCAUGGACUAUCAUGACAUGCACGAAUAAUGCCAGUGUUAUCUCCUCCCUUCUGAUUUAGAUGUCUUUUAUUUCUUUUUCUUGUCUGAUUGCUGUGGCUAAGACUUUAAGUGAAGUUGUGAGAGUGGGCCUUCUUGUAUUAUAUCUCAUUUUAGAGGAAACACUUUCAGCUUUUCACUGUUGAGUGUGAUGUUGACUGUGGGUUUGUUGAAAAUGGCAUUUGUUAUAUUAAGAUAGGUUCCCCCUAAACCAAUUUGAUGAAAGUUUUUAUCAUGAAUGGAUGCUGAGUUUUGUCAGAUGCUUUUCCCUUGAGAUGGUCAUGUGAUUUCUGUUAAUGUGGUGUAUCACAUUAAUUGAUAUACAUAUGUUGAACCAUCCUUGUGACCCUGGAAUAAAUCCCAGUUGAUCCUGGUAUAUGAUCCCUUCUUUUAAUGUUGAAUUUGGUUUGCUGAUAUUUUGCUGAGGAUUUUGCAUCUAUAUUCAUCAAAGUUGUUGACCUGUAAGAAUCUUCUUCUUCUGCUUCCUCUUCUUCUGUUUUCUGUUUCUUUGUUUGUUUGUUUUGUAGUGUCUUUGUCUGGUUUUAGUAUCAGGGUAAUGUUGGCCUCAAAGACUGAAUUUGGGAGUGUUCCCUCCUCUUCAGUAAUUUGGAAUAGUUUGAGAGGGAUAGGGAAUAAUUCUUUAUAUGUUGGUAUGGUUCUCCCUUCAAGCCAUCCAGUCCUGGGCUUUUGUUUGUUGGAUGUUUUUAAAGUUACAACUACAAUUUUACUGCUACUGAUUAGUCUGUUAAGAUUAUCUAUUAUUUAUUUCUAAUUUUGUUAAUUUGGGUCUUCUCUGCUUUUUUCUUGGUGAGCCUAGCAAAGGUUUAUCAGUUUCAUUUGUCUCUUUAGGAAAAAAAAACAGCUCUUGGUUUAUUGAUCUUUUUUUUUUUUUUUGUCGGUAUCUAUAAUGUUUAUUUUUCCUCUGAUAUGUAUUAUUACUUUUUUUCUUUUGAGUUUGUUCUUUUGUUCCUAAUUCCUUUUGAUAGCAGGUUAGAUUGUUUGAGAUUUUUCUUUUUGUGGGGGUAAGCCUGAAUCACUAUGAAUUUUCCUCAGAAUUGAUUUUGCUGUAUCCCAUAGAUUUUUGGGAGGUUGUGUUUUCAUUUUGAUUUGUCUUGAGGUAUUUUUUUAAUUUCAUUCUUAAAUUUGUCAUUGAUCCAUUGUUUUUUAGUAGCCUGUUUAGACUCUGUGUGUUUGUUCUUUUGUCCUUUUUCUUUUUGUAUUUGAUUUCUAGUUUUAUAGCAUUGUGGUUGGAAAAAAAAUGUGAUAUGAUUUCUGUCCUCUUAAAAAAUUUGAGAUUUCUUUUGUACCCUAGCCUGUGAACUCUCCUGAAGUAUGCAUCAUGAUGUUUUUAUGUGGAAAAUCCUGUAGUUGUCUAUUAAGUCCUGCUGGCCUGUUGUUGCAUUUAAGACCACAGAUUCCUUGUUGAUUAUUUUUUCAGAUGAUAUGUCUCCUGAAGUAAGUUGUGUGUUAAAGUCUUCUACUUUGUUUUCAGUCUGUUUUGCCUAAUAUGAUUAUUACUUCCCCCAUUUUCAAACUUCCAUUUGAAUAAAUACCUUUCACUGCUUAAUUUCAGUCCUUGUGUGUGUCUUUAGCUCUGAAUUGAAAAUCGUCAAGGGGCUUAUACCUAUGUCCUAUUUUUUCAUUCAUUUAGCCACUUUAUGUAUUUUAUUUGUAGUGUUUGGUACAUUGGCAUUUACAGUAAUUAUUGAUAGGUAUGUACUUAUUGCCAUUUUUUUUCUUGCUUUUCAAAUAUUGAGUAGUUCCUUAACAUUUCUUUCCUUUCAGGCCUUUGACUAUGUUAUGCCACUCCAUUCUGGCUUGCAAAUUUUCUGGAGAGAAGUCAGGUGAUAGCGUUAUAUGCAUUCACAUUGGUGUAAGGAAGAUUUAUGUAUUUCUUUUAAUGUUUUACUCCAUUGUUUUUGAGUAACUGUGAUUCUAAAUAAAUGAAAAUUUGAGGGAAUUUUGACAGCUAUUUAAGCUGUAUCAGAAAUUUAUUUCUAGUUGUUUGCAAUUCUGACCAAUAGAGGAUUAAAUAAGUUUU
Messenger RNA from Camelus dromedarius (Arabian camel), 5396 nucleotides. Its product is annotated as protein WWC3-like. Bases 1 to 906 code for a protein of 301 amino acids. Gene Ontology annotation, cellular component: cytoplasm. Gene Ontology annotation, biological process: negative regulation of organ growth; cell migration; regulation of DNA-templated transcription. The transcript has 4 exons. NCBI's taxonomy places the organism in Eukaryota, Metazoa, Chordata, Mammalia, Artiodactyla, Camelidae. Gene Ontology annotation, molecular function: molecular adaptor activity; kinase binding. The record is from RefSeq and is a predicted model, not a curated record.